UACACACAAAAAAAGAGAAACGCUUAUAAGAUUAACCCACAAACCGGUGUUUAUGGAAAUGUAAACAUUGAUGUGCCCAAACUUUAUGGACAACUCAAACUUAUUGCUCAUAAGGAUGGUAAAAAGGUAUAUGAAAAGCAAGUGGACUUUGAUACACAUGAUCUGCUCACAAAGAGAUUCAACAGCAAAAAGAAGUAUUCGCCAUUAUCAAAAAUGGUAUUUGAUGAAUUCAACAGAAUAAGUGAUAUUCCAAUUCACCGAACAAGUAAUAAAUACAAAAAAAUCGGCUCGAGUGUUGUUUAUUAUAAUAAUGCAGCCGACCUUUUGGACAGACUGGAAUUGUUAGGCGGAUCAAUACUGGCUUGAAAUAAUGGUGUCAAAAGUGAAUUUUCCAAGAUUGCCCAUACACUGAACAAAUUAGGCGUUCUAAAUAACAACCAGCUUAAUAAUCUGUUGAAAGAAUAUAUACUCCAAUAACAUAUAAUCUAAUAAUAUAACCUAAUAAUAUAAUGCAAUAAAGAGCUAUCCAUAUUUCAUCUGUUGAUAGAAAGAAAAUCGGAAAAAUAAAGCAGAGAAUUUUAUAAUCGAAUUCGAUCCAGUUUUAAAACUCCAGAGUAGUAUGACACAUGAAUUGGCAUUGGACAAGGUUAGUAUGACUUACAGUUGGCACAAUAUUUCAGAUCAGUAUAAAAAUAAUAAUAUAAAAUACUCACCUGGUGGAGGAAAUUCAUGGGAAACACUUAAUCAGACCUAAAUGAUUAUCUUCAUAAGUACAUGAAAAAAGAAGAAGGGAAAAAGAAGGGCCAUAAAACUAUUGAUGCAAAAAAAGAUGAUGCGUAUUACAUAAACCUAACAUUCGUAUUGUCAACAUACAAGAUUCACAUUCAGAUUCGACAACAAUUACCAACUGGAUCUUAGAAACAGUAAAUUUGGCGAGUUAAUUGGAUUUAUAGAGAAAAUUGUGAACAAAAACAGAAUAUGGAGAUGGUAAUCUUCCCAAUGUCACAAAUUCCAUUAAUUACAAACAGCAUUUUGAACGGUGUUAACACAAAUACGCUAGCCGUUAUCGCAACUGAUAAUUUGACGAGAAGUUUUCCAUUCACAUUUGAACCCAGAAGACUAUUGUUUAAUGAAGUUUCGCAACUAAAUAUUAGUCAAAUGAGAUUAUACAUUACAGAUUCACUAGGACGACCAAUUGGGUUAAAUAAGAUUGAUUGGUUUAUGUCCUUAAUAUUGCGUUCUAAACCAGUAUAAUAUAACCUAAUAAUAUAAAUGAAACAAUCAGAAUUCAAGAGACGUUACGAUGUUAAAAUGGGAAGAUAUGUUAAGAAGCAUAUUUAUGGAGAAGGUGUUACCGAUGUUUUCAAAACGAUUGGUAGAAAGUUGUUUGGUAAGACGGUAAAAGAAGCUGCUAAAACAGCAACCAAAAAAGAAGUUCAGACUGCUGCUACUAAGACUGGUGAAUACGUGGGCGAGAAGGCCGGCGAUAAAAUUAUUCAGUUAUUAAGCAAAAAGAAUAAAACACAAAAACACCAAUAGCGGCAUCGCCAAUAGAAAAUCCACAAACAAGAGAAUUAAUCGAUUUUGAGAUCAAUGAAAGAGUACAUCAAUUAUUACCCGGAGGCCGGAUGGGAAGAUUUAUCUAAUCUAUUAGUACAUGAAAUCUUUUAGGACCCAAAAUAUGUGGAAAGAUAGGAAGAUGUUAUUUUUGACCUAGAAACAGCGUUAAAUACAACUGUCGCCAAUAAUGCUAAUAAGAAAAAAGAUGGUUAUAGAUUUGUUAUUGAUAACAGCGGAGAGGUUACACCAUUUGAUUGGUACAAUGCUCGAAUCAGUCUUGAUUUCAAAGUAAAUUUGCUGGCUAAUGGUGGUAACAUUGCAUUAGCAGAUCAUAAUGGUAUUGUAAAUGGGUCUUACUCAUUUUUGAAACAGUUUGAUAUUAAGCUCAAUGGUAAAAAGGUGUACGAUUGUAAUGAUGCAAAUCAUGCUGUCAAUAUUAAAAACUUACUUGACUACAGUCCAUCUUACGCGAAAAAACAGCGAGUAAUGAGUUUUUUUUAUCUCCAUACAUCCAGAUCAGCGGAAGAGCGGGAAUUUGAAGUUAGUGGUACAAAUCAGUUAGCCAAAAGACGAGCAGCCUACAAUAAAGGUUUUGCCCUUCGGAAACCACUUCUGGGUACCUCAUCCACAAUUAACACUGAAAUACCUUUGAACCGAUACUCAUUCUUCGAACUGUUAGAAGAUGAGCUGUUACCCAACACAAGGGUUGAAAUGAAUUUUGAAAUUGAGACAGAUGAUAAUCUAAUUUGGCAAGCCGGAGCUAAUUGUAGGGUGGUUAUCACCAGAAUACAAUUGUAUGUUCCGCGGAUAACAUUUAACAGUGAAGGCCAAUCAUCCUAUAUGAACCAAUAUCUUAAAACGCACAAGCGGACUUAUUUGAGAGAAAAAAUUGAAAGAUCAAAUAGCAGCCGGCAGAGAGCUGGGCAUUUCAGAAUCUCAACCGGUAUCUCAAAGCCCAGACACUUUUUUGUAUUUAUAAUCAAUGAUGUAAACAUUGAUGCCCAGACGGCUAAUCCGUUCUUGUAUAAUACAUUCUCUUUCUCAACUGACCCAAGGACCUUAUCCAAUUGUCAUCUGAAAGUUGGAAAUGGAAACGAAUACCCCGAGAUUCAUUACACACCAGCUACUGAUAUGACCCGUGUUUACAGGGACGUUUUGAAAGAUCUUCACAAAAAUAAUGAAUACGAUCAAGGUUCAUUACUCAAUAAAUCUAAUUUUAGUACCCUGUUUCCCUUUUUAUAUUUUGAUUUAACAAAACAAAAAAUGGACAUUAAGGAUGGCACCACAAAACUGACAUUUAAAUAUAAGCUAUCUGGAACAACGGCAACAGCCUACUCAAUUUACGCAUUGACUCUGUAUGAGCAAGAUGUUGAAUUAAAUCCAGAAGGAUGGCAAAAUAAUACUCAGAUCAUCAAUUCAAUAUGGUUAAAGUUAUAUAACUUAUAUCAUAUAAAAGUAAUGACAAAAUAUUAUUCUUAUGGUGUGUCACUCAGCAAAGGACAAUUGGAAAAGCUUUCGCGAGCUUACAAUAAUAAUUCAGCAAUAACAAUCAAACUUGCCAGAAAUGAAUUAUCCGGUCCACAUGAAUUAAUGCUCACAAAAACUCAGAUCUAUAAAUUGAAAAAAGCAAUGAGUCAGGGUACAGGGUCGGAUAUCAAAAUAUCGAAAACACAAAUAAGAAAAGCUAUAACACAUGGUGGUAGUUUGUGGGGAUCAUUAAUCAGUUUAGGAAGUAAGUUGUUACCCAUGGCUAUGCCACUGGCUAAAAAAGCUAUUGCACCGCUUGCAACAGGUGUGUUAUCCGGCUUAACCAGUCUACGUGUGGAUAAAAUGUUCGGAAAGGGACGACAGGGAGGUUUUCUUAUUCCACAAGAUAAAAUAGCACAAUUGAUCAAAUACAAGCAUUUACUGUCCGUAGGUCAGAAAAAUGAUAUUCUCAAUCAUCUCCAAUCAGGCGGUCAAUUAGUUAUCAAACCGACGAGAACACAGCAGGGUGGGUUUUCAGGAACGCUACUAGCAAGUAUAGGAGCCCCUCUGUUGCUUAAUGCAUUGACAGGAAAGGGUCUCCAA
This is a messenger RNA of Porites evermanni, 3630 nucleotides long. The record is from the annotation of a GenBank genome assembly. Lineage: Eukaryota; Metazoa; Cnidaria; Anthozoa; Scleractinia; Poritidae.